Messenger RNA from Galeopterus variegatus (Sunda flying lemur), 2126 nucleotides. RefSeq names its product cytoplasmic polyadenylation element binding protein 3 (gene CPEB3). Lineage: Eukaryota; Metazoa; Chordata; Mammalia; Dermoptera; Cynocephalidae. The record is from RefSeq and is a predicted model, not a curated record. Gene Ontology annotation, biological process: negative regulation of cytoplasmic translation. Gene Ontology annotation, cellular component: neuron projection; nucleus; cytoplasm. Gene Ontology annotation, molecular function: translation factor activity, RNA binding; mRNA regulatory element binding translation repressor activity; mRNA 3'-UTR binding. Bases 48 to 2126 code for a protein of 692 amino acids. The transcript is spliced from 10 exons.
UCAUUUUAUUGAUCCAUAAAAACUGGACACUCAAAGCUGCGCAAACCAUGCAGGAUGAUUUACUGAUGGACAAAAGCAAAACCCAGCCCCAGCAGCAGCGGCAGCAACAGCAGCAGCAGCCCCAGACCGAGCCCAGCGCAGCCGAAGCCCCGUCCACGCCCCUCUCCUCAGAGACCCCCAAGCCGGAGGACAGCAGCGCAGUGCCGGCCCUCAGCCCCGCAGCGGCCCCGCCGGCCCCCAACGGCCCGGACAAGAUGCAGAUGGAAUCGCCGCUCCUGCCGGGCUUGAGUUUCCAUCAGCCCCCUCAGCAGCCGCCGCCGCCGCCGCCUCAGGAGCCCGCAGCGCCGGGCGCAUCGCUGUCACCGUCCUUCGGCAGCACCUGGUCCACGGGCACCACGAACGCGGUGGAGGACAGCUUCUUCCAGGGAAUCACCCCAGUCAACGGGACCAUGCUCUUCCAGAACUUCCCGCACCAUGUCAACCCAGUCUUCGGAGGCACCUUCUCCCCGCAGAUUGGCUUGGCCCAGACCCAGCACCACCAGCAGCCGCCGCCGGCGCCUCAGCCGGCGCAGCCCGCGCAGCCCCCGCAGGCGCAGCCCCAGCAGCAGCGCCGGUCGCCCGCCAGCCCCAGCCAGGCGCCCUACGCGCAGAGGAGCGCCGCAGCAGCUGCGUACGGCCACCAGCCCAUCAUGACCAGCAAGCCGUCCUCGUCUUCGGCUGCUGCAGCCGCUGCCGCCGCCGCCUCAUCGGCCUCGUCCAGCUGGAACACGCACCAAAGCGUGAAUGCCGCCUGGAGCGCACCAUCCAACCCGUGGGGCGGCCUGCAGGCGGGCCGGGACCCUCGCCGGGCGGUCGGCGUGGGCGUGGGCGUAGGUGUCGGGGUGCCUUCCCCGCUUAACCCCAUCUCGCCGCUCAAAAAGCCCUUCUCCAGCAAUGUGAUCGCGCCGCCCAAGUUCCCUCGCGCGGCCCCGCUCACCUCUAAGUCCUGGAUGGAGGAUAAUGCUUUUCGGACCGAUAAUGGUAACAAUCUGUUGCCAUUUCAGGACCGGAGUAGGCCCUAUGACACUUUUAACUUGCACUCGUUGGAGAACUCCUUAAUGGAUAUGAUAAGGACUGAUCAUGAGCCUCUGAAAGGUAAACACUACCCUCCCAGUGGCCCACCAAUGAGUUUCGCUGAUAUAAUGUGGAGGAAUCAUUUUGCAGGGCGCAUGGGAAUAAAUUUCCAUCAUCCAGGAACAGAUAAUAUUAUGGCACUUAACACCAGGAGCUAUGGGCGGAGACGAGGUCGGUCUUCUCUCUUUCCCUUUGAAGAUGCCUUCCUGGACGACAGCCACGGUGAUCAGGCCUUGUCAUCUGGCUUAAGUUCUCCCACACGCUGUCAAAACGGGGAACGAGUGGAACGCUACUCUAGAAAGGUGUUUGUUGGAGGCCUUCCUCCUGAUAUUGAUGAAGAUGAGAUCACUGCCAGCUUUCGCAGGUUUGGACCCCUCGUGGUAGACUGGCCUCACAAAGCUGAAAGCAAGUCAUAUUUUCCUCCUAAAGGCUAUGCCUUUCUGCUGUUCCAGGAGGAGAGCUCAGUACAAGCUUUGAUAGAUGCCUGCCUAGAAGAAGAUGGGAAACUGUACCUGUGUGUGUCAAGCCCCACCAUCAAGGAUAAACCGGUGCAAAUUCGACCGUGGAACCUAAGUGACAGUGACUUUGUAAUGGAUGGUUCUCAGCCUUUGGACCCCAGAAAAACUAUCUUUGUUGGGGGAGUUCCACGACCCCUUCGAGCUGUUGAAUUGGCAAUGAUCAUGGACCGUUUGUAUGGUGGUGUCUGCUAUGCUGGCAUUGAUACGGAUCCAGAGCUGAAGUACCCCAAAGGUGCUGGCCGUGUGGCAUUCUCCAAUCAACAGAGUUACAUUGCAGCCAUCAGCGCUCGCUUUGUGCAGCUCCAACACAAUGACAUUGACAAACGGGUAAGCAUCUCAGGGUGGAAAUUGCUAUGGGAAAGAAAUGAAGUUUGUUCUGUGGACCCCUGGGAAGAAAAGUACGUUGUGAUCAUAAGUGAGCCGCUCUACCUUGCCUGGCAUAAGUCCAUGAGUCCAUCUAGGCUGCCUGAAAAAGAGAGCACCCUUGAUAUUUAA